This is a messenger RNA of Didymosphaeria variabile, 276 nucleotides long. RefSeq lists its product as uncharacterized. The record is from RefSeq and is a predicted model, not a curated record. NCBI's taxonomy places the organism in Eukaryota, Fungi, Ascomycota, Dothideomycetes, Pleosporales, Didymosphaeriaceae. The coding region runs from base 1 to 276 and encodes 91 amino acids. The transcript is spliced from 2 exons.
AUGCAGCAGAACAAAAACACAACGACGCCAUCUAGCCAUGACAAGAAAGGUGGCACCGUACCUGUUGGCCAUGCGAGCUCGCCCUCUGGAUAUACGCAAUUGGACAGGAAUCAGACAAACCGGUUGAACACCCACUUCCACUCCGCGGGAGCGGCCACAUCCAAUGGAUCGUAUCCGCCCAUGAUGCAGCGCUGGUUGGGUGAGAGCAUUGCGGAGCAGCCGUACAACAACAUUGGCAAGGUUGGGGUGGGAACAAGCGAACGGAAGGGAGCCUAG